Molecule: messenger RNA, 1482 nt
Organism: Gloeophyllum trabeum ATCC 11539
Lineage: Eukaryota; Fungi; Basidiomycota; Agaricomycetes; Gloeophyllales; Gloeophyllaceae
Exons: 3
Coding region: 13-1482 (489 amino acids)
Molecular function (GO): 5'-3' DNA helicase activity
Source: RefSeq, a predicted model, not a curated record
AGAAGCUACCCGAUGCCUCUGGAGUUGAAGACGGGCCGCGUUGUUGCCGGGAUGGAACACCGCGCGCAGACGAUGCUUUACACGCUGCUCAUGGCCGAGCGGUACAAGGCGGACGUGCCAUCUGGGCUGCUGUUCUAUACCCACACGGAGGAGGUCGUCAAGGUUCCUGCUGCAAGGCUCGAGUUGAAGGGCUUGAUACUGGCGAGGAACGAAAUCGCAGGCUAUAUGGUGCGACGGCAUCGAGUCGUAGGCGUGAAAAGAGCACAAAAUACAGGACACCAGGCUGGAGACGAUCUGGAUUCUGAAUCCUUCUUGCCGCCUACUAUCGACGAUGAGAGAACUUGUAAACGUUGCUAUGCCCUGGAUACCUGCAUGCUUUACAGAAAGGCCGUCGAGCGCGUCGAAGAUCAUUCCUCGCCCAUAGCAGACAUUUACGCUCUAAAGACAGCUCAUCUCACCCCGACGCAGUUGGACUUCUUCAAGACGUGGGAAGCCCUGAUCUCCCUUGAGGAGCAGGACCUCAUGCGGUUCAAGAAAGAGCUGUGGACUAUGGCUGCCAAGGAGCGCGAGACGAAGGGUCGUUGUUUCGCGUGCAUGGUCAUAGACACGUCUUACUGUCCACCAGCGCCCAUUGCUGCCAGUCAGAAGGAGGGAAAGAUACAUCAGCACACGUACAAAUUCAUCCGGAAGGUGACAGAAGAAGGCACCUCACUGCUGAACGGGCACAUGAGCUGUGGCGACGCCGUCACCAUCUCAGUGGAACCUGACCUUCUUGCCUUGACUCGUGGGUUUAUAACGGAACUGACACCUACUGAAGUGGUAGUCGGUGUCGACCACGAGCUCAACAUCAACAAUAUCCUGUCACUAUGCAAUGUUCCUGCUACACUCUCUCACGAUCCCUUUUCCUCCUCUUCAAGCCAGGACAAUCGGGUAGUAUUCAGGAUUGACAGGGACGAGCUCUUCAGUGGCAUGGCGCGUAUCCGCGAGAACCUCGCGCAAUUGUUCUAUGUCGAUGGCGACACACGAAGACUUCAACUUGUGGUUGACCUAAUGCCGCCAGAGUUCGAGGAUAACAUGGAUGAUGACGCUACCGAGCAGGUUUCCGCUGCCACUCAUCUAAAUGAGCAUCAGAAGGAAGCAAUGAAGAAAGUCAUGACCGCUCAUGAUUAUGCGUUGAUACUUGGCAUGCCUGGUACUGGCAAGACCACUGUCAUCGCAACCAUAAUAAAGGCUCUGGUAUCUAUGGGAAAGACGGUCCUCUUGACCUCAUAUACACAUUCAGCUGUUGAUAAUAUCCUGCUGAAGCUCAAGGGGAAUGUCGACUUCGGUAUACUGAGGCUGGGUAAUGUAGACAAGAUUCAUCCACAUGUCCAGGAGUUCACUCCCGCUGCUAGACAGCGAGCUAGCACGGUUGAGCAAUUGGAACACCAGCUGAUAACCCCGCCGGUCGUAGCGACAACUUGCCUGUCUAUCGAUAAGUGA